Molecule: messenger RNA, 873 nt
Organism: Aspergillus steynii IBT 23096
Lineage: Eukaryota; Fungi; Ascomycota; Eurotiomycetes; Eurotiales; Aspergillaceae
Product: N-acyl homoserine lactonase family protein
Exons: 4
Coding region: 1-873 (290 amino acids)
Source: RefSeq, a predicted model, not a curated record
AUGGCCUCACCAAUACCCCAACUGGUGCGGGCAGCUAUUCCCGCAUACGCCUGUCCUGCAGGCACCAAGAUGCACAUCCUCAAUCUGGGCACGCUGAGCGUUGAUGAAGGCUGGCUCCUCAUGGGCGCCAACGGAGGCUCAGCGAGCAACCCUAACCCAACGAACAAACGCCGAGACCUGAUGCUGAUAGCGGCACUAAUCGACCACCCCGAAAUGGGACUCCUACUGUUCGAAUGCGGAAGUGCGCAGGAUGUACAUGCGCAAUGGGGUGACGAAGCCGUCGACGUCUUCCCACGCACAACCUACGAAGAACGCCACCAUUUGCCAGUGGCGAUCCGCAGUGCCGGAUAUGAUAUCAAAGACGUUCGAGCGGUGAUAAUGGGCCACCUGCAUUUAGACCAUGCCGGCGGACUGGAACAUUUUCGCAACACGGGGGUGCCGAUCUACGUGCACGAAGAGGAAUUCAAGCACGCGUGUUGGGCAGCCGCUACCAAGUCAGAGGGUGGACUUUAUCUCGCGGACUACCUCUCCCUGGACAACACGCUCAACUGGCAAACCUUCAAUGACACCCAACUCGACCUCUGCACCGGAAUCACCCUCUACCAUUGCCCAGGCCACACUCCGGGGCUAUGCAUAAUGCAAGUCAAUCUUCUCCACGACGGGACGUUCAUCUGGACCACGGAUCAGUACCACGUUCGCGAAAACUUCGAGUCGAAUUGGGCACAUGGGUGGUUGGCUAGGGAUUAUCGGAGCUGGGUUGAUAGUGGGAAGCUCAUUAGGCGGCUGCAGAGAGUCUUCGGGGCGAGGUUGGUUUUCGGACAUGAUUUUGAGGUUGCGGAGGGGUUGAUUAGGGAGAAGGGGUUUUACGAGUAG